UCAGCGAAGCUGUGUUUCCGUGGCCCAAAAGUCUUCGACAUACAGGAAACUCAUGAAGAUUUCUACCUAAAAGCACCGGUCAAGACAUCAAAGGAUCCCUUAUUGGGCCCUCAAAACACAGACAUGGCCUUAUCUGGUAUGGACGGCAACUUGAGUAUGGUUAAAAAUGAAGCUCAGACAGUGCCUGCAGCUGUUCAGCGAAGCUCAUCUCUGGACAGCAUGCAGAAUCCGGUUACUGUCCUGCCAGGCAACAAUGAAAUGCUCCCCACCACCCUUUCGACACCUUCCAAUGUUAGCAACUCGUUGUCACCUCCUUGCCAGCCCGUACAGCGAAGUCGUAGUCUCCCCCUCCUUGAUUCCAGUCAGGAGAUCCCUCCGGAGCUUCUUGCAGAUUUAACAUCAGCAGAUCGAGGUAACCUACUCGGUAACAACUCAGUGGGAAUCGGAGAAGGCUUAUCAACCAGCCAGGCAAGUCAUCAAGGAGGCCAUUUUUUGCAGCGGGACUACUUGCAUGUUAGUCAGCAGCACCUGACAGCCCUCCCGCAACAGCCCUUGAAUCUCAGUCAGUCAGCCGAUGUGAAACAGUUCUUGAGCCCAUUCCAACAGCCAAGGUUGAACAUGAGCCGACAGGUCAGGAAUCUGCUACCUCAUCUAGGUGACUGGAAUAACUAUCAAACUACUGGAAGGCUACCCCUGAGGGGAUCAGAUCCGGCCAUAGCUGGCUUCCCUGCAGUUGCCCAGCAUGCCAUGGCUGGGGGUCAGACACUGUUUAACCCCAGUGUCGCAAACAUAUAUAGUAAGGUCAUGGACAAGGCGCUUGGCUUCCCUAUCAGUGAGUCUUUUACAUUUGGAAGGGAUAACCUACCUUUUCAAAGUGGACAGUCUUCUAUGAACAUGAUCCCCUUGCGGCAGCAAGGAACACACAUGUUUGAUGGAAAACCUGCCAAAGAGGGUGAGAGGCAAUUGACCAAGGAUAUCAGAGGCAACUUGGUCCUUGCCCACCAACAUCACAAUGAGAAUAACAAUGAUAAAACCUCGCCCAACAUGCAGACUAUGUCCGAUGGUGUUGGUGGUCACCUUGUUGAUAAAUCCAUGCUGCCGUUAUCUGUAAGUGUGUCUGUAGCCUUCUCAGAGCCAAGUCAAGACAGUCCAGCUUCGCUGUCUCGACACAGUAACAGUCCAGCCAUGCCCUAUCGGACAUCCGCCGAUCAGAUGCUGAGCAUGAUCAAUUACAAUGACGACCAGCUCCUUCAGGAGCAUGGUCUGAUAACAGAUAAUUCAGUAACUGGAACCUUGGAUGAUAACUUCCUAAGCGGGUCUAUGGGAAUUGGACAUCCCGGCGGCACACGCCUAACUGAUUCUUCCAAUCUCACUGGAAUGGAUUCCAGCCCACCGAGUGUGAACAAUGAAGCCUUUGACCUUUUUGAUGGAGGUGGAGAUGUUGAUGAAGCCAACUACAUGACGGACUCGCUUUCCCCGCAGCCGCUACCCGGUAAUGUUGAUCCUGAUGUUCAUGUUACAACUUCCCUGCCAAGCAUUGGAUCCUCAUCUGGGAGCGAUGUGAUGGCAAGUGUACCCAGAGCGAUGGGGCGAGGAGGGGUGUUAGGAAUCGGUGGCGGCAAAAAUCCACCAGAUGGUAAAUCAUCUACCUCAAUAGGGGUCAACAAUGACGGUACUACUGAUGUGCCACCUCGGCGGAAGGGGCGGCCACCAUCGCGCAACCCAGGGCAUCGUUACUCGCAACCCUGCCAGGUGUGCGGUAAGAUCUUUGGGAGCUCCAGUGCCCUGGCGAAGCACAAGCUGAUACACAGCAGCGAGAGGAGACACAAAUGUGUACUCUGCGCAAAGAGCUUCAAGAGGCAAGAUCACCUGGCUGGUCACAUGCUCACCCAUCGUAGUAAGAAACCCUACGAGUGCACAGUGCCCGACUGCGGCAAAUCCUACUGCGACAUCCGUUCCCUUAGACGACACUUUGAAUCGCAGCACCAUGGGUUGGCAAUGGAAGAUAACAUGAACUACACAGGGGAUGAGAGAGACCCUGAUUUAAUCGCUGCUGAAGAGGCUGCCGCUAAUCAGGCACAGGCUCAGGUCCAGGCUCAGGUACAGGGGCACCCGCCCCCUAACUCUGGCACUUCCUUCAUCACCACGGUCAAUACUAUGUCUAGCAUGGGGAGUCUGACUGUCAACAACUUUAAUCAAGGGUUGAUGCAGCAGCAGCAGCAGCAGCAGACGCAGCACCAGCAAGCACCCACGCAGCAGCAAGGUGGAAUGAACAACACCAACAACCAGAAUUCGGAUAGUCAGGGUGCCAGCUCUAGUGCAGCGCUGCAGUUCCUUGCUCAGGCUGCUCAGCGGGCGCAGACGAAUAACCCAAUACAGUCUAAUUCGCCGAACAACCCGUCAGACUCCCAACAACACAUGUCAAUCAACCCACAGUUACCUGUCCAUCAAGAUGUAUCGUCAAUGCACCGUUUCCCCGAUCUCAUUAACCCUUCAAACCAGUUAUCAUCCUCUUCGUGGAGUAUGUCAAACCAGUAUGAGACAUUACCAAAUAGCAGGAACUUUAUCAUGGAGGGAAUCCCUGGCCCACGGUUGUCUACAACCACUAUAACAGGAGCAUCAGGCAGCAACCUGUUGACUAACCCAAGUACAAGGCCACCAGCCUUAGGAAAUUCACAAAAUUUAUCUAUAGAUGUCAGACAGCCAUCACCCAGAGGUCCCUCGCCUGCCAAAAGUUCCGAUGGUAGAGAGAAGAAUCAACAGCCAGUUGAGUGCUCAGUUUGCAAGCGGAUGUUUAAGAGUAUGCCAGCUCUAAAUGGCCACAUGAGACUCCAUGGAGGCUAUAACAAUGCUCGGGCUGAAUCGGAUUCAAAUAAGGGGGACCACAAACCCCAGCCUAAGCAACGAGUUCCGACUCCGCCCCGCAGCUCUCAGACAAGAUACACUCCGGAGUCUCGAGUGACGACAGCAAUGGCUCCUGUCCCACUCUCUAUCCCGAAUCAUCAAUUCCCUAUGUCUGUCAGUCAAGGAAGCGUUAACCAGAUGCAGAGCUCGUCCCUCCACAUGUCAGUUCCGGCGCCCCCAUUUGGAAUGCAGAUGCAAGGGCUCCCUCAAGCAUCCCAAAUGACGCAGCCGCCGAACAUAAGUCACCUGAGACCAGCUCAACUUGAUCUGCAGACUCAGGUAAAGAGGGAAUUGAAUGUUCCCAGUGUGCCUAAACCGGCAAACCCGUUUUUCCAAGAUGCUCUGUUUCCUCCUCAUCAGCCGUUGACAUCGACGUACCCUCAAUUCAUGCCAGUGCAUUUUGCCAACCCUGUCAAAGACAUGCCUUAUCCUAUACAGAUGAACUACCCACCCACAUCCUCUCAGACUGUUCAAAUGCUUCUCAAGUCGGAACCUGUGAAUGCCUCUGCUGCUGUACAGCAAAUGCCACUUACAUCUGUCUCGGAGAGUAAACUGUUCUCAUCAGAGCAUGAACUAAGUCCGCCCAAGCUGGAGGCAAUGAAACCCUCGGAGGAUCACUUGGUGUUCAGGAACCCUCCACCACCAACGCAAUCAAGUCCUACCAAAAAGCGCCCUCGCCCGUCACCGUUACACAUCCCAUCUUGCGUCAAUACAGGAACACCGGGGAGUAUUAUCCCCGGAACCUAUCAGUCACAGAUGAGAUCCCCAAGAGAGAUGGGUGGAAUGUAUCAGUAUCAUUAUCGUAGUUCUGGAACGGGUACCACGCCUCCGCCUUACACCCCACCACCCAUGUUGAGCCCGAUUCGUAGUGGGCCUGGAUUGUAUUUCAAUGUUGGACAAGUUCCUGCUCUGCCGACAAUGACGCCCAAAACUCCAAGUAUGAUCUCCAUGCAUCGCAGGAGUACCGGAAGUGCUUCAGUCGAGGAACCCGUGACGGAUUUUGCCUUCUCAACGACGGAGCCACACAUCAACAUGGGACCAGAAUUCCAAGCGACAAUACCUGACCUGAAAUGUACAUUGUAUGAAGAGGAUGUAGAUGACCUUCACCGCGUUGGGCCAUUAGGAUGGAUAGCCUGGCAUCCAUCCACAAAUGACAAGUACACCACCAGUGAAUUGACAAACUUUAUAAUGUUGGCCACAACAGCAGCGCUGCCUGGUGGGGCCCGUAACACUGAGUACGCCCAUCACUGUCUUCAAGUAGCAGAUGGUGAUAUUGAGUAUGCCUUGGAUUUACUGAUGAACCCUCAUCCUGGACCAGAAGUCAAUGAACCAUUCAAUGAUUAUAACUACAACUUUACGUCUUCAUGGACCCAAGUAGAAAGAAGGAUGUUCCGAGAUCACUUCAAAGCCAAAGGGAAAGACUUCCAUGAAAUCCAAAAAGCUCUUGCAACAAAGUCGGUCAAGGAGAUAGUAGAAUACUACUACCGCUGGAAGAAACUCUACCCUUACAACAACGACAUGCAGAAGUUCUGUCAUCACAGCGGGCUCAACCCUACCGAGGAAAUGCGCAGACAUGGAUGUGAUCUUUUCCCGGACGAGACUUUCAUAGAUUAUGUUCCCCUGAAGGAGUAUAGACAUGAUAAGUACUAUAGAGGGGGCGGUGGUCAGACUAGGAACAAUAAUCAUGUGAAAACUUCCUCUAAUCAGGAGGAGAAACCGGUCAGUCAGGGGCCUUUCACCUGCAACUAUCCAGAUUGUGAAGCGACAUUCAAAUCACGGCAAGCAUUGAACGGCCACAUACGAGUGCAUGGCGGAAGUUACAAAUGUCAAACCGCUGCUAAGGAAGUCCAGCCUGUCCAUCAUAGUCCGUCCCCGGCUUCUGUAUCGACCUCCACAUCGGGAACCUCCAGACGUAUGUCCACGGACUCCUCAUCGGGGGAGAGUGUGGAACCAGAACCUGUUAUCUUCCCAUGCAAGAUAUGCGGAAAGGUUUUUGAGAAGGUGAAGAGCAGAAGUGCACACAUGAAGAGCCAUCGCAGACCCGAUGUGAGCAAGAAGCCCCCGCCCCUACCGACCCACAUGGAAACUCCUCUAGAAUCUCCCCUGCCCGAGGACUCGCCCCUGGGCGAUGAAUCACCACCAGAGUUUGGCACUGAGAACAUGAAUCAUUAUAAUCAAGAUCAUGAUGAUGAUGAUGAUGAUGAUGAUGAUGACGACGAUGAUGACUCUGAAGAUGACGACAUGGAUGAAGAGGAAGAUGAACGAGAGGAAGAGGACAGCUCCAGUGAGCAGUCGGGGAGUCGAAGUGAUAGCAGCAGUGGCAGCGAGAGUGAGAGUGAUAACUCUGAAAACGAUCUCAUGACAAUGUGAGGCAGCUGGUCCUUGCAUCGGCUUCCCCACCUCUGCAUUAUUGAAAUUAAAAACGUAGCAGAUUGACCAGAGGAAUCUGUGUGAUGACAGACGCAUACCUUGGUUUGAUCCUGCGGAUGUCACGGCCAGUAUCGUUUGAAUCACCGUCUGCAGUAAUAGCAACGGCAUUGGUGCAUAGAAGGAGCCAGACCAUAAUGGACAUCCGGCCAUUCGUUGAAUGGACCAUUUCUCCAGGUCAUCUGUAGUUAUCGUUUCCACGUGAAAAAGGAAACAGAGUUUAUCUGACUCCAGCCUGAGUCUCUGUAUGUGGAUGAGUAUGGAAUUAAGAAAGAGAAUGGGGGUGACUGUAGUAACAUGUGUAUUGUGCGCAGCAAGGUAUGGAAGCACCAGCUGGCUGGGAGUCUUCUGAUGUCUGUGCAAUAUCAUAUCACAAUGAUAACAAGUCGUGCUAUUUGGCUUUGUAUCACAUUGCAUAAUAACAAGCCGUGCUGGAUGGCUUUCUAUCAUAUCACAACGAUAACAAGCUGUGCUGGUUGGCUCUGUAUCACAUCACAUAAUAACAAGUCGUUCUGGUAACUAGUCCCGCUGGUUAGCGUUGUGAUUCACCUCCUCCUUGGCCUCCAUUGUAUGAGUGUCUUUAUUAUUGGUUUGUUGGAUACCAGCGCCAACUUGAACCCAAAGGUGCAUUGAUGUGUAGAGAAGUGUCUUGGAAACAACCGAUUGUUACUGAUUGGUCUUUUGAUGUACAUACAUGUAACCAUUAGUCUAAGUACCAGGUGUUUUGUGUUUAAAACGGGAUGUGCUGUCCGCCAGAAUACAGCCUGUUUAAAUUAGGUUAUUUGAAUUAUUAAGAAUGUGAAACCUCUUUGCAAGUGGAAUAUCAACAAUACUUACCUCUAUGUUACAUCUGUUUGCCCUUAUGGUAUGCAGUGACAUGAACAUCAGCUUAGAAAGACAGCAGGUAGCCCGCUUGGUUACCGUUUGCUGAGGGAUUAACUGGAAGUUUCUGACAGUUAUCUGCGCAGAGUAGUGAUUUUUAAAGGGCAUCAUUUCGGCAAGUGGUUUAUUUCGGUUUUGCUACAAAAUAAUUUUAAAGCAGCAUGUAAUAUGGGCAUGAUGAUAAAUGGUGGCCACCAUAAAUGAUUGGCACAAAAUUGGAAGCAUCUUAUGAUCUUAUAUCAUAAACCAACAGAACUUCGGGUUUGUUGUUUUUUGUUUGUUUUUAGUUCCUUUAAAAUAACCAUUUGUCAGUUUUUAGGGGAGUUUUUUUCUUCUGUAUUGUUAGACUUUUUGUGCAAUAUUUUCUGCCAACCCGUUUCUAGCUGUGUAGUCAAACGUUAGUUUGUUUUUGGGCACCACAAAUCGAUAAAAUGUUGAGACGUUUUUCGAGAGUGACAAGUUGUAUAGUUUUUUUGGUGUGUCUUUUUUGUUUUUGGCAGAGAUAACUUUUAACGGUUGUAAAUAUAAUGUAUUACUUGUUUGAAACUCUGGUCUUACAUGUACAUUAAUUGUGUAUAAAUCUUUUAUUUCUGAGGUAAAUGGUGCUAAUACUAAAAAAAAUUGUAUGUUUCCACAAUUUUUCUGAUUGAAAAAAAAAAUGGGAUUUAUUUUUUCCUUCUUAACAGGUGAAAAUCUCAUAAUAUAGUACCACUCACAUCGAAACUUGAUUAGUAUGUAUGUUUCUAUUGGGGGAUUUUUUAAAAUAAUAUCAAAACAAAAUGAUGAGAAAAGAGGAAUGAGCAUUUGAUUUUUUGUUUACAAAUGUUAAUGAGUGUUUUUAUUUGAGAUAACUUUUUAAAACUGGAAGCUUGCAGGAAGUGCUGAAAAUAGAAACUAGUGUUCCAUUGCUUGCUCUUUAAGACUGGGUUUAUCAUAAGGCAAGCCUCAAACCAAUACAAAUCCAGUUAGGCCUCUUGGCAUAAAAUCCAGUUUUUUGUUGCACUCGUUUUUCAAUGAAUAUAAUCCUGGUAAAAGUGGAGAAAACAUUAGAAGUCUUGAGCAAUCAGCCUCAAAGAUACGAUGGACACAAAACUGUAGAAGUGCGCCAUUUGGUUUGGAUGUAUGCAGACAAAUUUCAACAGUGCCCUCGUAGUGUGUCCACAUGCUAAUUAACCCAAAUCUUAUGGUGUCAUAGGCCCUUUUUUGAAUCAACGGCUUCGGCUCAAGGUUUGGCUCAGGCUAGCUUGCCCCUGCAGUUAUGUUGACAAUUGCGUGUGCUUUGCGUGUGCGCUCAGGGCUUCAGACAAGAGGACGGAGCCUGAAGCCGAAUCCAAAGUCGAAGCUGUGGUUUCUAAAAAGGGCCGUCGUAUUGUAUCCACCAUCUCUGAAAUUGGCUUACAGCAAGAUGGUUGCCCCAUGCUGAUGGUAAUACCAUUUUUGUUCUUGUUCUUACUUGCAUCGUUACAUUGCCUUCUAUUCCGUCUGCCAAUUUCCUGCAGUUACCUUUUCUACCAUGUGGCUUCCCAAACAAAUUAUUAAAAUAUAAAAUUAUUUUUUUAGUAGAUCAAUGUUGUUUUUUUCUUGAAAAUUUAUAUUAAUGUGCCAAGAUUUUUUACAUCACAGAAACUGUCUUGUCACAAUUUCUUGUUAUUUUUUCCCAUUUUGUUUUUUUAGAAAUUGAAGCAGGUUCAAAUAUUUUUGCUGAAACACAAUAAGCAGAGUUGUGUUUUGUAUUUGUCAUGUACAUAGAGUAUAUACAAAUAAUUGCCUCAUAAGUGGGAAACAUUUUUCAGACAUUUUGUACAUAAGAAUCAUAUCUUCACAUAGUCUACAUUUUUAUCAAUAAGGUGUGUGAGACAAAAUUUUACUAUUUUAUCAUGUGAAGUUGACAAUUUGGAAAGGAAA
Molecule: messenger RNA, 8118 nt
Organism: Asterias rubens (European starfish)
Lineage: Eukaryota; Metazoa; Echinodermata; Asteroidea; Forcipulatida; Asteriidae
Exons: 15
Coding region: 124-5274 (1716 amino acids)
Biological process (GO): regulation of transcription by RNA polymerase II; negative regulation of DNA-templated transcription
Cellular component (GO): transcription regulator complex; histone deacetylase complex
Molecular function (GO): transcription corepressor activity
Source: RefSeq, a predicted model, not a curated record